AUGCCGUUCCUCAAGUGCCUGCGGCCCCUCCCAUCGCGCCCUCCGCCUUGUAGCAGGUCGGUCAGCUCCGACGAGCAGGUGCUCGGAGGGGACUCCAGAUCAGCAAACGGCGACAAGUCCAAGAUGAAGUCGUACUGGUCGGCAGGCGGCAAGUCAGCUCAGAUGCUGUCGGUGAGCCGCCUUCUGAUGCACGCGCCGGACGGGGACGACAACUUUACCUCUGUGGACCUGGACUUCCACGCUGAGCAGUGGAGCCGUCCGUACGAGUCGGCGCCGUCGUGGGCCUCAGCAGUGGGGCGCUCCCGUUCCAAGAGGAGGCCUAUCGUCAAGACGGGCAAGUUCAAGAAAAUGUUCGGCUGGGGCGACUUCCACUCCAACAUCAAGACUGUCAAGCUCAACCUGCUCAUCACCGGCAAGAUUGUGGAUCAUGGCAACGGUACCUUCAGCGUCUACUUCCGCCACAACUCCACCGGUCAGGGCAAUGUAUCGGUGGGACUGGUUCCUCCCACCAAGGCGGUGGAAUUCCAGGUCCACCAGCACGAGCUGCGCCUCCAUCCGCAGCAGCAGACGGCUUUGGAAAGCAAGGAGAGCAAGCUCUUCAACUGCCGCGUGGAAUACGAGAAGGUGGAACGCGGCACCCGCAACUCGCUUUGCGCCCACGACCCGUCACAGAGUUGCCCUCAGGACCAGACCCAGAGUCACGUCUCUUGGCUGUGCUCCAAACCCUUCAAGGUCAUCUGCAUCUUCAUCACCUUCCACAGCACCGACUAUAAGCUGGUGCAGAAGGUGUGUCCCGACUACAACUACCACAGUGACACGCCGUACACGCCCACCGGUUGA
This is a messenger RNA of Nerophis lumbriciformis (worm pipefish), 840 nucleotides long. The record is from RefSeq and is a predicted model, not a curated record. Lineage: Eukaryota; Metazoa; Chordata; Actinopteri; Syngnathiformes; Syngnathidae.